UUAAGUGGGGUUAGCUUACACCACAACUAUUGGCACUGCCCAUUGAUUGAAGCUCCAGCAACGUAGGCAACUGAAGAUGGUGUGGGAGGGAGGAAUUGUGCCCAAUGGCACAGAAGGCAGAAACUUCUACAUCCCCAUGUCCAACAGGACUGGGAUUGUUAGAAGUCCUUUUGAAUACCCACAGUAUUAUAUGGUAGAUCCAUGGAUCUACAAGCUUCUAGCUUUCUACAUGUUCUUCCUGUUCUGCACUGGAACUCCCAUCAAUGGUCUGACAUUGUACGUAACAGCUACGAACAAGAAGCUUCGUCAACCUCUCAACUACAUCCUGGUCAACCUGGCUGUGGCUGGCCUGAUCAUGUGCGCCUUUGGAUUCACCAUCACCAUCCAUUCUUCUCUUAACGGCUACUUCAUUCUUGGCCCCACUUUCUGUGCUAUUGAGGGAUUCAUGGCCACACUUGGAGGCCAAGUAUCUCUCUGGUCACUGGUCGUCCUGGCUAUUGAGAGAUACAUCGUCGUCUGCAAACCCAUGGGAAGCUUCAAGUUCAGUGGAACUCAUGCUGCUGCUGGAGUUAUUUACACCUGGACCAUGGCUUUUGCAUGUGCUGCCCCCCCUCUUUUUGGCUGGUCCAGGUACAUUCCUGAGGGCAUGCAGUGCUCCUGCGGACCCGACUACUACACUCUGGCUGCAGGCUUUAACAAUGAAUCAUACGUCAUCUACAUGUUUGUUGUUCACUUCAUGUUUCCCGUCACCACCAUUUUCUUCACUUACGGAAGCCUUGUGCUCACUGUCAAAGCUGCUGCAGCCCAGCAGCAGGACUCAGAGUCUACCCAGAAGGCCGAGAGGGAAGUGACACGUAUGUGUGUCUUGAUGGUCUUUGGCUUCCUGGUAGCAUGGGUACCAUAUGCCACUUUCGCUGGUUGGAUCUUCCUGAACAAAGGAGCUGCCUUUACUGCCCUGACAGCAAGUCUUCCCGCCUUCUUUGCAAAGAGCUCAGCACUUUAUAAUCCUAUUAUCUAUGUGCUCUUUAACAAACAGUUCCGUAACUGCAUGCUGAGCACUGUUGGAAUGGGUGGCAUGGUGGAUGAUGAGACCUCAGUUUCUGCCAGCAAGACCGAAGUCUCCUCUGUCGCCUAAUCACGAUGACAUCUUCAUUUCUGUGGACAUUUUCUGUAUUUGCUUCCAGAUCUUAAAAAAAAAAGAUCUAGAGAAAA
This is a messenger RNA of Dicentrarchus labrax (European seabass), 1212 nucleotides long. Its product is annotated as green-sensitive opsin-like. The transcript has 5 exons. The coding region runs from base 77 to 1135 and encodes 352 amino acids. Gene Ontology annotation, molecular function: G protein-coupled receptor activity. Gene Ontology annotation, cellular component: membrane; photoreceptor outer segment. Lineage: Eukaryota; Metazoa; Chordata; Actinopteri; Moronidae. Gene Ontology annotation, biological process: phototransduction; G protein-coupled receptor signaling pathway; visual perception. The record is from RefSeq and is a predicted model, not a curated record.